CUCUUUCUAAAGGCUCUUUGGCAGCGCUAACCUUGUCAAAUAUCGCGAUAUCCGCUUCCCUAAUCACUACGUAAUGUGCCGUGCUGCUUCUAGCGGCGCUGGUGACAGUGCUGAAAGCUGUUGGGGUGAGUUUUAAUAUAUAUUCUUUAAUCAUUGAAGAACUAAAACUUUUUUAGAAAUAAGUAAUUUAAUAACUAUCUUUUCUUUGAAAGUUGGUCUUUGUAAGUGAAGGAGUUAUCUCGAGCGGAGUCAUACGCAGAGCUCGGGCCUGGGUGGGGGCUGCCGUGUUUUUCCUCUCCAUAAAUCACCACACAAGGACCAGGCAGCCCAGCGGCGUGCGAGCUAACUGUAGUAGCUACUAGCCACGUAGCUCUAAAGACGCCCUGUCUAAAUACAUAUUUAAAGUCUUUACAGACAGCUCUGUGUUUCUGAAACGUGACUCGGCGUGCUAAAUAGGCAGCACGUGUUUGUAAUGUCUGUCUCUAGCCUUCUGACGGACGCUGUUAUCGGUCAGAAUCGAGCAGGAGCCUCCUGUCGGUUGUCAUAGCUCCUUUGUUGUCCCGUCCUCGUGCUGUUAGCUACCAUAACGUGAUAUUUCCGUUAUCGGUGUACGAAGAAACUUAAGCCAGCGAACUCUACUGACGGUGUAUUUUGACCUUGAUUAAAUUUGAGCGAGUAUUAUUCGCACUAAAGCAAAUGGUCGUGGUUUAACCUGCCGGUUAACAGCCUCUCUAAUUACGAUCUGUCCGAACUCGGCCUAAGUCUGCUAUAUUAAACUACCACCAAGUGUAUAUAUAUAAUUUUCAGAGGAAGGUCGCAGAGCCAGGGGCGAGUCUGAAUAGGUGGCCUGGGGGGGCAUGGACCCCUUUUUAAAAUGUGAUUGGUCAUUCCAGGUGCCACUCCAUAAUCCUGUAAUCCUGAUUGGUAAUAUGCCAUGUCAGAGGCGGGUCUCGGGUUAAAUUGAACAAUUUGUGCUGUGCUCCUUCAGACCCCAUUUGUCCCUUUCUACAUUUAAAUGCAGUGUUGUACAUGUUUACGCAAACGCAAUAGUUAUAGUUUAUGGACUUUAUCUUUUGAAUUACGAACAAUGUUCAGGUCUUAAAUCAACUAGUUUACAUGAAUUUCAUUUUGGCUGCACUGACAUUGUCCAAUUUGCAGUUUUGAAACCUUAGAAACAAAUGAAGUGGAAUAAAAUUUACCCAAUGGUUCUGACUUUUAACCCAAAUACUUGAGAAAUAUCUGAUUGAAAUCACGAUGUGCGGGGGAUGAUUUUCACAUCCUCUCACUUCAGGGAAAAAUAACUCAUAAAAUUGCACUGCUCUGAAUCCAAAAAAAGUUAUAAUCCAGUGGGAUUGGUCCUGGUUUGUUCAUAUUACCGUACUUAUUAAGUAGUUGUAAAGUUCUGGUAUCAUUGGCACUGCUUACUACAUCUGCGGGGUUGACAGAAACAGCAUUUACUCUAGCACUGUACCACACAGCACUGCUUAAAUGUAGCAUAGUCUUUGUUGCUUAUGCACUGUAUAGAAAAAUACUAGUGACGGGCAGAUGAUAUCUGACCAAGCUCUGAGGUUUUCUUUUGAAUUUUACUGAAAAAGAGCUGGUAAGCACAGAUGUCUAUCUGGUGGCCUAUAAAAUCAAUGACAGCCCCCAAAUGGUGGUCUGGAGCAUCAGUAGGUACACUAGUUUUAGUCUUCAAGAUGUAAAAAUUGGUGAUGCCCAUGCGUUGUGUAUUGAUACUAUCUGUAUCUCCGCAGAUCUGUCCCUUUUGUUCAAAUUUACCAGUCUUGGUAGCUUGGUAGCAAUACAAGCUUUGGAGCUGCGUAAUCGUACUCCUAUCUCUUGAAAACAAAAACAAAACAAAAAAACCCUUAAAAUGUAUGUUCAAUAGAGUGCAUGUUUAGGUGAAGCUCAGCUAUAACUCUGACCGUACUGAAAGGAGAAUUGGAGAUGAUACAAAUGGAUGUGGAAACAUGAUCCAAAGCAAUCAGUGUGUGUAAUUUGGAAUUUAACAUCUCUGUCAAUCUAAUCAUCUCUGAUGAUGAAUUGUGUCAGGGUAGCACAAUUAAUCAUUUUUAGUAAUAUUUUUUAUAUUUAAGAUUGUAUAAAUAGGUGCUCAGCAUAAGUUAUCACAGCAAUCUGCCUUGAAGUGAAACAGCUUUGGAGGAACAGAAACCACAACGUUGAUUCCAAAGUAUCUCGAUAACUGCAAUUCCUGCAUUGCAUUGUAAUACCCCCCCCCCCCCCCACACACACACACACACACACACACACACACACACACACACACCACCACAUAAAUUAUAUAAUGAUUACAUAUAACUAUUUAUGCAUCUUUGUUUGGUUUCAAGCCAUGAAUUAUUGUAGCUACUAUGCUAACAAUGCCUUAUCAUUAGGGUGGAGUAAUCAUUUAAUCUGUGGGGAGAUUUUCACUCCGGCUUUGUAUGAGAUGGUUUCUAGUUUUACAGAGUAAAAAAAAACAACACUGAAGUUUAGUCAUGAAGCAAAAAACAUAUUCAUCACUUUUUCAACUUGUCCAGGCUGCAUCCCUGUAGCCGACUUGAUGAGUCAGCUUUUUCCCUCCCAUGUAAACUUCCUUUUCUAUUUAGUUCUUGAUUAUAAAAAAACAACCCCCUGUUUUUCGCUUUGCUUCACAUGUAAGAUGCUCUUGUUUUCACAGCCAUGCUUGUAUUGCUGAUAUGUCACUUAGCUGAGCAGUUGGUUGGCAGCUGUUGUAAACCGGGUACGGCAUACACAUGCCACAGUAUCCUGUCUUUUAUAGAGUUCUUAAAGUAGCAAAAUUGGGUGUCCCAAAACUGAGAGAGGUUUAUCUGUGCUCAUAAAAUUGGGAUAUAAUGUUUACAUGCACAACCACAAAAACAGGAUACAUUUACUUGUUCGUCUGAAAAUAUUUUAUUUAUUUACAUCGAGAAACCAAAAUGCACUUUUGAGCGCCAAGAAUUAGCUUGGAAGAUUUAUAAAUUGCAGGUCUGUAACAUUUACAUUGAUGCGACAUCUAAUACUUAAAUAUAAGUAUUAAAGUUCAUUGGAUUACUGAAGAAUAAAAAGUAAUUAUUUUGUGUGCGCCCAGAUUUGAGAAAAUAAAGCCUGAACACCACUUGCAAUGGUACUCAGUGUUGCUCAGUUUUCCUAGCCUUACAUUUACUGUAUCACGUUUCCCUUUUUUGAAUAUGUCUCCAUAUAUAACACUUUUAAUUUAAAUACUUAGUCAGUUCUCUGGAUUCUGCCAGAAGUCAUCUCUAAGUCACCACAAAUGGAAGAACAUGCUAUCAUAAGACUCUUGAUAUUAUCUUUGGCUUUUUCAAACAUUCUUUGGUUUGGAGUCCCCUACUCUUACUUGUUAAAUGAUUACCAAGCUAAACUGUAGUUUAUUAUUUCUUAGGAAGUGCUGAAAUGGCCAAUUGGCUCUGGUGGUUUAGUGGGUGUACUGUUUUCCUCUUUCUGCGUCACUAAAGCUACCAAGGGGGGAGCAGAAAAGUCCUCCUCCAAGGCUGUUUUCACUGUAGUCGUCUCUGUUCACAGCUCACAACCUUUAACCCACUUUGCCAACCCAUCUUGUGAUAGCUGACUACUUUGUUUUUUUUUCUGUCACUGGGCUCUACAGCUUAACUUCUUUUAGGUCAAUAUUCAUCCACCUCAAAAUGUAAACUUAAUACUAAAAGUGGCUGUUAAUGAAGUUAAUCUGAAUUAGAUAUUUUAAUCUGAUAUUUAAAAUUUAAAGCCCCUCAAAACUGCUGGGAAUCCCUUUAAGCAUUAACAGUGUUAGAAUUUAACCUUCUGGGAAGUCCAAGGGUUGGGAGACAUUGCGACACAGUCACAGCAGAAUAGAUAUCAUGUGUCCCGGGUUGGCUCACCCUGCUUGUUUUCAAAGAAGAGUAUUUAGGUCAACAACACUCUGUUACUACCGACUGAUGGAGACGAGUUUCUCACUAAGUUGAGCAAAAUGCACACACGGUUCACACACUGACAAGCGGAUCACGGCCUGAAUGGCGAGGUAUGCAGAGGACUUGUUGAGCUCUUACCUGCUUGUCAACUGCCUGACAUUGUGGGCUGUAUCCAGAAGCAUAUGAGGAAAACCUAUUUUUAUACUUGUGAGUCUGGGGGCAAAGAAUGAAGUGAUCUCAAACUGAAACUCACAGCUACUAUGGUUGUUGUUGUACUUUCUGUAACAGAAACUGUAUAAUGAUACGACAGUGUCAGCCAGUGACUCUGCCUUAUUGCCUGUUUUCUAUAGAUUUAAAAGGAGAAGUCAUAAAUUCUGCAAAGCUAACGAAAUCUGCUUUUCCCCUACAGUAUGAAGUGAAACGGAACUGAAUUUUUGUACCAUCCGCAACUGCUUCAAGUUCAGAUCACGACAAAGAAACUGAAGAUCAACCUUCCAAAAUAAGCAAAGUUGCAACACCGAAGACACGUGGAAAACAAAACAGAGGAUCACUUCAAGGGUUUAAAAACACACGAAGUAACCAAAUCCUGAAACGACCAAAGACGACGCACAUCAGCCCAAUCGAAAAACGCGGAAGAGAAGCAAUCCUGCGCCCAAGCAUACUCUGAGAAGACAACAACUGAUCUGAAACCAGAAGUUUGUGCCUACUCAACAGCUUUGACAAAGCACACGUCCCAACGCUGCUCCUAGCCCUCCUCAUCCUCACCACACCACCGACUCACCACCGGGGUGUGGAGUGGGCUGCUAUCUGCUAGUUUUUUUUUUUUCCCCCCAUAGUUUCCCCUGUCUCCCCUCCUCUUCUUCUCCCACUGUUUCAGUGUGUUUUUUUCUAAGCAGUGUUAUUACACCUGCGUUUGCCUUUUUUUGCGCUCAAUUUCUCCCCGUAUAUUUUUUUUGCUUUAUGCAACCAUCCAGAACUUGUGCCAGAAACUUGUAACAAGUGUGUGUGUGUUCAACUGUGUGCGUGAAGAGAUCUGCAGGAACUUUGAAGAAUCAAGACGACAAAUAAAGGUGGGUUUCAGUCGUAGUCCCAGUAUUAUAUGAGAUGCAUCAAUGAAAAAAGUGCUUCUUUUCAGCGACCUGUGGUUUCACUUAUCAUAUUUUCGAUUACAUCCUGAUCAGAGAUGCUGCAAUCUAGGCACAUUAAGAAUCCAGAUUUAAGAAGGGAUGUCCCGAUCAGCUUUAAUCCCCACCAAUCUGAUUAUAUUCGUAUUGAGUAUCUGCCGAUACGAAGUCCAAAGCUGAUGCUUGUAUUUUCCCUUCAAACUGGAGCUGUAUGUAAUACUGCACACUUAACUCAGCACUUGUAAUGUCAUGAAAGUAACAGCAGACAAAACACGUCUGAAUUGUCCUUGGAUAUUGUCACGAACUUCCCUGCACAGCGCUGGUCAAACGGUGUCUGUACUGUUGUGUCAAGAAUGCAGAAUCCGAAACCUGCACUCUUUACCACAGAGAUGGGCUGAUGCACCAUCUUCUGCUGCAUGGUUGGUUUUUAGAUGUCCAAUCAAGUAAGUUGAAAUCAACUCUACUGUUCCUGCAUUUCAAAACAGUCAUAAAUAUGUCGCAGGUGAGUGUCAGACUAAUGUGAGUUUCUAGUUUAUAAUAUUUCCUCAUUUCUGAAAUUUUAGCCACAAGAGUGCUAAUGCUAAGUUACUUCCACAUUUACAGUCUGCAGAAAACAGUGCUCUGUUUACAACAGCCGACAUGAAUGAUCAGGAUGAAAUGCUUGGCGAUCCUACACAGAUAAAAACAAUGCCUAGAUGUGCUCUGAUCCAAUGAUUGGGACAUCCCUAACCAUAAGUUUGACAGUGCUCAGAUUCUGUAUUUGCAUGAACUUAUUACCCAGAUAUCCAGGUGUACAAACAUAGAUUGUGAAACACAUUUCUGAUUUUGUUGGGCCAGCUGUACUGAUUCGGAGUUUAUUUUCCUUUUUGACUUUGAGGACGAAUAAAAGUGAAUUCUUCUUCAGCUUGAAUGGCAGUCAUCCUUGAGAAAUACGCGCUGAAGCUAUAUUCAUAACUGUUGUUUAGUCUUUUUGGCUCCUAAAUUUCAUUCAAUGAUUGCAUGGCGCAAAUAUUGGAUAUCCAAUUUCACAUUAACUGGCUUAAAAAAACUGCAUUCAAUCAUUACGAAAACAAACUUAGAAGUUCUCUUCCCCUUUGUUCGCCAUCAGCUAAGCAUCUUUGGAUCUUUUGACCAAACAACACCAACAUUGUUACCUUAUUUUGACUCUACAGACCAAACUUCUCAAUGAAUGGGAAAAUUUUAACACAUUCUUAGUUGAAGCCCUUUUAAUGCAACUUUCCUCGACUUAAAAUGCUAACACUAGCUGACACUCUGACGCAGGAGUGUGAUUUUUUUAUCAUGCCAGUGACCUUUACAUUUCAAUUUGCUUAAGAAAACUCAGUUGAACUGCCACCGCCUCAAACGGUUAAACUGGUUAUUCAAUUCAGUAUUACAGUAAUUUGAUUGUCUUCCCACACCCAGCCCGCACUUUUUCCUUCUCUCUCGCUUUCAAGUCUUACCCCCACCCCCUGAUUUGGGCCUUUUCUGGGGGAUUAAAGCCCACAGCUGUUUUCCUUUUGUUUGUGACACUUGGCACACUGGCUGACCUAUCUGCCUUACCCGUUAUGUUUGUUCCUUCUCUUCACCCUUGCAGACAUCCAGCGGUGUAUCAUUUGGGUGGUUACAUAGGAAUUAGUACUUGACAGUCAAGCAAAAAAAGAAAAAAAAAAUCAAACAAGUAAUCAAGUUCAGCAAGUGCUCAAGCAAGUUGGGUCCGAGUUUAUGGGAAAAAAUGGGCAGCCCCUGGAAAGGCUUUGUUGAGUUUACCUUGCCUGCGUCGCCACCCACCGCGUUUGUUAGCGCUGACCUGAGCAGCACCUCCCCUGUCGGACUCAGCCUGUCGCCAUAUGGCCGAUCCGUAAGUUCCACCUUCCACCUCUUUUUUUUCUUCGUGCCCCACCCCAUCGAAACACCCAUCCACCCACCUUGCCCUGCAUCUCUCUGCUGUGAAUGGCCUAACCUCUUCCAUCCCUUUCGGGCUCCCGAGACAAGCCUCUACUUAGCCUUUUAUCGCAGGGUGAGGGGUGUUCUGCACUUUAGACUGUAAACGUGGCGUUUUUUAGAGGUACUAAAAAGUCUCUUGAAUGAAAACAUUUCUUGAUCCUACUUUGCGACACAAUCCAUCAAAUUCUUGCGCCAUGAGAUCAACAAAUUACGUGGGGCUUUAUCACGAUUCGAUAACUUCACUCAAAUCAAGGCUUGACAAAUGAAAAAACUAACAUUACACCUUUUGGUCCCCAUGUGAAAAUUGACGUGUUUUCAGUAGACAUUUCUGAUAGGGCCGUAAAGGAGAGGCUGCUCUGGGACCCCCCUCAUAACCCAUUACCCAUCACCAACUCUCUAUCCACUGUAGAUGCACCGCUGUCAUUUGCAUUUUCCGACUCUCCAUCUUCCGUAGUUUUAAUUUCACCUUACCUGGAGUAGACUUUGCAAGACUGCACUUGCACCACUUCCCCUUCACUGGCGAUGCUGAGAGGUUGUUCUGCUUUCUUUUUAGUUUUGUACCAGUUAAACUGCACCGGUGUUUUCUGCUCUAGUUAGUGCUGUUGAUACCUGUGUCAGGGUUGUUACUGCGUGAUCUUGUGCUUUUCUGCUCGUCAUUCGGUCCCAGGAAUUCCCUCAGGGUUUGGUGGAGGUUAUGACGGACUUAAACUUCCCUGUGUUAUGAAAUCUUUGUUCACAGGAGCAUGGAGUAAGCUGCAAUAUUGCGAAACAUAUUAUAUGUGGGGCCUCCAGGAGUGAAUGCGUUGGCAAACACUGGGCGAUGAGAAAUGAUCUGGUUUGACAAAAUACCUGGACGAAAGUAAUUGUAGGCUCUGUAUAAGACACAAUCCGCAAUGAAAUAUUUUUAAACUUUAAAGAACCUCCUCUGCCCUUCUACUCGCUGUUGUUAAACAACUGAAGUUAAAAAGAGCCACACAGAUAUGGAAAGAACUUUCAAAUGUGUCUUAAUGCGGCGCUAAAGAAUUAAACAUUUUUUUUUAUUUUUUUUUUUCAUUUAUUGAUCCAGUAAAAGAACAUUCUUAGUUUGAUCUUUCAAAAUAAAAGCAUAUGUUAUGAAAACAAAAGAGAAAAUAACUUUGGCAAAAGCAGCUCAUGUGGCAGCAUUAUGAGGCAAUCUCACUUUUUGUUCUAAAGCUCAUUCAUAAUCUGGGUUUCUUAACCCUCAUUUGAAGGACUUAAUCACAAUUCAUAUUUCUGCAUGUUUUUUUUGUGUGUGUAAUACGGUUUUAGAUAUCUAGAUCAAUGUGAUAUACUAAGAGUAGUUUAUCGAAUCAGGUUUGACUUUAUUAACAGGUAAAUGGUGAAAAAGAAACAUAAUUUAAAACAAUCAUCUAAAGUUGUUAUAAGAUUUGUUAAAUGUGAUUACUGUGAACUGCUCUGCCUGCACUUUGGCAGUCUGUACCUAUAAGAUAAGCAGCUUGAACUCCUCAGACGCAGGUCAACUUGUACAUCCGUCAUGACAUUGCUCCUUUUUCAAAGCCGCUGCCUCCUCCUCCCAACAGCAUAUCCCAGUCCUAAACCCUGUGUCAGAAAUGGAAAGAGGCUCCUCUGAACCUCCAGUGGCUCGCAACACUGGCCCUCCCCCCUCAUCCUCCACCGGCCCCAUGCCUAUCCCCCGCUCCUCUUCUGUCUCUUGCCAUCCCCACCCAGGGAGUAAAAAACACAAACGGACUCCGCUGUAUCAGAGAUCAGUAAGAGGGCAUGUUUGGCGGUGCUGAGACUUAAACGGCCCUGUGAGCAGAUGUGGUCAUGUGACUUUUGCUAACAGCAUGGUGUGUAGCUGUGAGAAGUUAAACCAGGACGAAGUGGCAGAUUUUGAUCCGUUUCAUAAAUAAAGUUGCUUUAAUUGGAAGGAAAGAGUUUUUGAACUUUUGUGUGUCUAACCAAAAUGCAUGAAGUAGCAAAGCGUUGUUGGUUUUUCGGUAUUUCCAGACUUAAUCACAUGAUAACGGAGUGAACUUUGGCUUUUAGUGCAUGUCACGUCACAUGUAAGGAAAGCAGAAGGUGCCACACUGGCUUGUUUUCAGUCACUGCUGCAGGUAAAACUGAAAUUGUAUUCAGGCAUCGUCACAGUGUGUUCUCCACUGCUGAAGACCAGAAACCCCAGAAGACUCUGUAGCUUUACUUUUCUUUUAUUCCUCCCUACUUUUCUUGAAAUUUGCUCUACCUGCAUGUUUGAAGUGUUUUUUUCUUUUAAGGUUGGCAUUAAACACCACAUUAAACUGCCUUUCUUUUUUUUCUUUUUUUUUUUUGCCUGCCUGUCGAUCCGCCGCUGGACUCAUUUUAUCACUUGUAUCUUCUUCCCCAGAUGAGUUUUGAUCCUGGCAUGCUCCAUAAUAAUGGGCACACUGCAUACGCCAACGGCACAGGGCCUGGCAUCAGGGAGACCGGGGUGGUGGAGAAGCUGCUGACCUCUUAUGGGUUCAUCCAGUGCUCAGAACGCCAGGCUCGUCUCUUCUUCCACUGCUCCCAGUACAAUGGCAACCUGCAGGAGCUCAAAAUAGGAGGUGGGUCUCUGAACUUGUCCUGUCAUCGUAAAUACUUUCAACACCAGAGCCAUGUCACUGUUUAUUAUUGUAACACAUGUGCUAAGCCUUGGUUGUCCUCUGCUUCUCUCUCCUCAGAUGAUGUAGAGUUUGAGGUUUCCUCUGACAGGCGCACUGGCAAGCCCAUAGCAGUGAAGCUGCUUAAGAUAAAGCCAGAGGUGCUGCCAGAGGAGCGCAUCUCGGGCCAGGUGGGGCCAGACCUGCACGCCUAUCCCUUUACUGUGCUGCAUGGUUAUAUUCAUCCAGUUAAGGAACACCAUUUUAUUUUUGGUUCUGUCCUUGUCUGUCACUUAAUAAUUAUAUGGCCCCCUUGUGUUUCUGUGGGCAUUGUAAAUGCAUUGUGAAAUUAGACCCGCCCCCUCCCUCUCCCGUAAUCCCACAUCUGAAUUACAGAUUCUCCCACCAAGAUUGACAACAAAUAUUGAUUUUAAAUUGGCAUGUUAUGCUGACAUGCACGAGUGCUGAAAACGAUGAAUGUCUUUUGAACAAAUAUGCUCAAGUGAUCCCUCUAACUGGUGUAUUUACGUCUAAAACAGCCAAUUGAUGCUGUUACUAUGAAACGACCUAAUAAAGCACAGAUGGCUGUUGCAGAAACUUAAGAAAUAUCUGUCGCCAUCCUGGUGCUGUCAGUUUGACUGCUACAUCAUAAAUGUGCACUCAGUCAGGGCCUUCAGAGCUGCGCCAUAACAGUCUUGAGUUGUAAUUUACAGUUCAUAGCAUACAAGCAAUGCCGCUUGUCUAGUUCUCUAUAAACACAAUAAAUCAUAUACACAUGCAGAGAAUAAUGGGAUGGCACGAGGUUGGGUUGAGUGUUGAAAGACAUAUUUGACAGGGAAGCACAGUCCUGCUAACCUAUGGAUGCUGCACCACACCUGCUGUGACACUUGAUAUACUUGUUACUGUGACAUUUAAAUUCAGCCAUUUCAUCCAUCUAUGUGCAUUAGUGUUUUAGUUAGGUUUUGUGACCUACAGUGAAUAUCUUCAUCUUAGACCGGCCAAGCAUUAUGUUAAUGGUUUCCACUGUUUUGCAGGUUGUCUCAGCAAUCCCUGUGCAUUUGGAUGGAAAGUCUGCUCCUGGCCAGGUUCCCACUGGAAGUGUUUGUUAUGAAAGAAACGGGGUAAGACAAGUGGCAAGGAUUACAGCUUGUUUGAUAAAUACAGUUCCAUUUGAUGCACUUUACUGUCCCUGUAGAGGAAUUCCUCUUGGACGUCUGUGCUACAAAUUUAUCAGAGAAAACAAGAAGUACACAGAGAGAUUGACAAACUAAAGCAAUUGCACACUGUCCCUAUGGCACAAGCUCUACAUACAAAGAAGGAAUGCAUAGACCAUGAUGUUACUGCACAACUAACGCAGCUUCAUUUAGUAAAAGAAACAUGAUUUGAAACUUUAACCAAAGGAGGCACGAAUGAGUUUUUAAAGUAUUAAUUGGGAGACUCAACAAAAUGCCUGACAGAUGGUGAAAGCUCAAACGCAGAGUGGGGGAUGUGACAUGUGGGUCAGACAACACUCUGUGCUUGCCUGUGAGCAGACUGCUCAUUCAUUCACUGGUGGGAAGAGUCUAGUCAUUCCUACCCACAACCUUCACGGCAGUCCAUCCCAGACAAGCAAGCGUGGAUUUUCACUGUGCAGAUGGGCUGUUGUAUCAUGCUGACUUCUCAUGCUUGAGGUUGCUCGAAAGCACAGCUUGGUAAAUAGGAUUAAGAAUGAAGCAUAUAGGCUUUAUUCCACUAGAAAGGACUGCAUCACACCAUUAUGCAUUAAGAUUUUUUAGAAUGAUACCUUUGACGGUCGGGAAGGAUGUAUUAAAGGUCAAGCACAGAGAGAGCGAGACUUUGGAUGGGGGUUUGUCUCCGGCUUUAUUCUACUGAUCCAGACUGUAUUUAAAAUUAGAGACAUGGAGGAGGCAUACACAGGUGUGAACAAGAUGAUACGAGACAGUGAAUGAGGGAGUGGAUCAGAGUGAAUGAGGGAGUGGGAUGACUAGAUAAAAGGAGGCUUAAACAGUAAACCGUUUACUUUUUUUCUCCUAAUAACAAUUUAAUCACUUGUUCCAUGAGUAGCUUGGUUUUGCAAAUCUUAACAGCAUAAACCAUACUGUGGGGGCAGAUGUUAAUCUGUGGUAUGCUGCUCAGAGCUGCAUGUGUUGUGCAUCCUGUGGCUCAGAUAACACUUUUUAAAACCUCCACUGCACACUGCUGUUGUCUUAGAUGUGUAUUAACUCUCCCACUUCAGACUUGAAUGCAAACUACAUUAAGCAUUAAUACAUUUGUCUUUAUCUCCUUUUGACUGACUGUCCUCAGGAGGUGUUCUACCUUACCUACACUCCUGAUGAUGUGGAAGGAAACAUCCACCUGGACACAGGCGACAAAGUCAGCUUUUACAUGGAGACCAACAAGCAGUAAGUCCUCACGCCAGCUUUAGUAUUGUUAUGCAUUGUAAUUUAGCUCGCAAGACAUUUUACACGCAUCACUCUUGUUUUUCAGUACGGGUGCAGUCAGUGCUCGCAAUAUUCAGCUUGUGAAGAAAAAGCAGAUGAGGUGCCAGGGUGUGGUGUGUGCAACAAAGGUACGAGAAAGACAUUUGUUUUAUAGACCUGUUUUUAUUCAGCAGGUCAGGUUUUGGUCUGGUUUUCUGAGACGGAUGGCCUCCCUGUUAACCUCGCCAUGUGAUGUUUUUCAGGAGGCGUUUGGAUUCAUUGAGAGGGCUGAUGUGGUGAAAGAGAUCUUCUUUCACUACAGCGAGUUCAAGGGUGAUCUGGAGGCUCUGCAGGCUGGAGAUGAUGUUGAAUUCACCAUCAAGGACAGAAAUGUAGGUGUUCGCUUCCCAAAAAUACCGUAGUAUCUAUUGAAGUUGCCACAGAUCCACUCUCUUAAUCUGUGAUAACCUCCCAAAAAGUGUAUGAAACAUAGUUCUAUAUGUGUCUGUAGGGUAAAGAGGUAGCCACAGAUGUGAGACUGCUCCCCCAAGGAACAGUCAUCUUUGAAGAUAUCAGCAUCGAGCAGUUUGAAGGCACUGUUGUCAAGGUUAUACCCAAGGUUCCCACCAAAAACCAGGCAAGUACUUUACACACCUGCCAAGAAGAUAAAAACACUUACAUAUUUGAAGAGUCUAAGUGCUGAAAAACAAGAAAAAGUUGACAAAUAUCGCUGUCCUCGUCCCACAGAACGACCCUCUACCAGGUCGCAUCAGUGCACGAAUUGGCUUCACUGACAAGGAGCUUCCAUUUGGUGAGAAGGACACAAAGUCCAAGGUGACUCUUUUGGAGGGAGACCACAUAAUGUUCAACAUCUCAACCGACCGCAGAGACAAGCUGGAGAGGGCCACUAAUAUUGACAUCUACCCAGACACUUUCAACUUUACCAAGGAGACUCGAGAAAUGGUGAGGAGAUCAAAAAAGAGUCUGGUGUCAGACUAAGGGAGGGCGUCUUGGAGGAGGGAUAAAGUUUGUUUCAGAUAAUCAGAUUUUACAUUUUAUGUGUCAGACUGAAAGUGUAGUAUAUACUCAGACUUAAAUUAUACAUUUCACUUUAGCUUGUAUUUAAAUACAAACUUAAUUUCCCAGUUUGUUUUACAAUUUGAAUUUUGGUUUUGCAAAUGUUGUUCUUUUUCUUCUAUUCAGUAUUGAUUUAUUUUAUACAGCCAGCAAAAUAGGCUAUUCAUUUAUAGAUGUAGUAUACUUUUAUCAUGAUACUAAACGCUGAUAACUGCAUUUUAAUUGAGGUACUCCUUAAACCUCCAGAACUCUUGAAAUAACACAAUGUUUUAUGUUCAGUGUUAUAAAGCUGUGAUAAUGGACUCUUAUGAAGGGGCUACAGAUUUCAACUGAAAUGCCCUUUCAGACACCAACUUUGCAUCACCCAUUCUUCUUGCAGGGAGUGAUUGCAGCCAUACGUGAUGGCUUUGGCUUUAUUAAGUGUGUGGAUCGGGAUGCAAGGAUGUUCUUUCACUUCAGUGAAGUUCUUGAGGAGAGCCAGCUGCACAUCUCUGAUGAAGUGGAGUUCACUGUUGUGCCUGUAGGUCCUUUUUAUAAGCUUUUCACCCAAAUAUGUAUUCUGUGUUAUCAAUGCAGGUACAUCUGGAUCAUUAUCAGGGUUCCCACACUUGCAAGAAAACCGUUCAUUAAUUCUCCAGUCAUGGAAAACAUGAAGAAAACAGGAAAAAUGUUGUCCUGUCCUGAAAAUGUAUUCAAAUGUUCACCUAAUUUCAUAUUACAAGUCAUUGUCAUCUAAAAUGGCUAAAUUCUGGGGGUUGUAACAAAUAGAAAAGAUGUCAUUUGAGUUAUCAUCUGAAGCGGCUGUUGUCUGCAGAGUUCUGAAAACAGGUUCCUAUUCCAAAACCACUUUACGUAGGCUUGUCAGGUCUGGAUUGGAUUACCUGGAAGAGGCCGCAGACUUCUUCAAAAACCUGAAACUGUGGAUUUAAAAAGUCUGUAGUCUCAUGAGAAUAAACUGGUCCAGCUCUUAGAGGCUCAGGUGUUUGGGUUCUGAGUCAGGACCUCAUCUAAUGUGGUCUUUGGGUGAUAAAAAGCAGUGAAAACCUCCCUUUUUGGGGAUUUUUACAAAAAGGAUAAACAUUUUACAAAUCUGGAAUUAGGUUUUAAGACACUGCAGUCUCUCUAGAUUAAUCAAGUCCAGAUCUGACAAUUCUAGAUAUAGUCCUGGAUCAGAACCUUUUAAAAGAGAGGAUUGCCCUUUAGGAAUUAAUAUUUACCAGGUCUGAAAAUUCUAGGUACUAGGGUUUUUCAUCAGGGCCUUGGUUUCAAAACCUUCCUUUAAUGUAAGCUGGGGGUUAGGUACGAACUAAAGCGCCUCACAACGAGCUUCACGCUGCGACCACAUGGAGUCACUGCACACGAAAGACGGAUGACAUUCAGGUUGAGACUGAAACUUAAGGUAACGUAGGCUAUUGUGCAUAUCAAAUGUAAAACAUAAAUCUUUGCUGGCGGCCCGUCUACAUUUUUAUUUGGCGUUUUUAACAAACGAGUUUAUGUCGCGAAAAUUUAAUCAUGAAAUUAGCAUGGUGGUACAGUCGCCUAGCUAGCUUGUUUGGCAUGGAAAGGUUUAAAGUUGGUUUCAUAGGUUUAGUUGAGACAAUUUUCCAGUGAAUGAGACGCCGUGGUUGAAACCGUGAGUGUCAGCCGUACCGUAAAAAAGUCAUAAAAGGCUUGAAUACUGGUGAAUAGUGCUUUCAGCCUUAUGCUAUUAUUGAAUGCUAAAAUGCAGCACGUUCACGGUAUUUGGGCGCGCGGCCGAGGAAGGUUCUUGCGUAGUAGUCGGUGAACACCUGAUAUGUAACAAUAAAAUUUCUGUUAGUGACUUCAACAUGGAAACGGACACAGCCUGCCCUAGUCUGUGGUCUCUUCGUUUAAGCACAAUUAUAUAGCGCUAUUUCAGAUAACUGUAACAAAACCAGUUUCAUGCUCAAAUGAGACCUAAAAAAAGCUAAAAUUGGCUCAACAGUUUAAUGAUGCCAACCCCCUGAACCAGCCUAAUGCCCAUAUCUAGAACAAGCCCACCAAGCAAUGUGCCAUAUAUUGCCUUUAAAUGAUAACAAUAUUGCUAUUUCUCUCAAAUGUAUUCCAAUAUUUUCGAAAUUGCUCUCUAAAUGGUCAAUUCAUCGGCACAGCGUUGGCAAAGAAUCCCUGUGACUCUGCCCUGACAACAUAAGAUAAACUUUUUGUAAUUAACUUGAAUUUGAUUUAAUUUCAACCAUAAAAUCUUAUGGUUUUGCUUGACAGCAUUCCUUAACUUAUACUGGAAAUAAAUACAUAUCAUUAUAUUACCUGCUAAAAUUAUGUCCACUGAGAUGCACUUCAGGUUUUCCUCAUAUUUUCUACUCGGAGUCAGCUGAAGGGUGGGCGGCAUGACUGUUGAGCAAGCAGGUGGAGCUGUGUAUGUGCUCGCUGCCUGGCGAGACUGUGUAUUUGAAUAUUUGUGUGACAUUAUCCACAUGUACCUGCUUAUAGAGACUAACAUUUUGGAAAAGUGUAUUAAAGUAGCUUACUUGUUAAAUGAAUUUUUACUGUUCAUUUUCUGAAAAAAAGAAAAUGUGUUCUUGGCAGCAUCUAUAAAGUAGUUCAAAAAAGGACCUGGCAAAUCUGGUUUCAGCCCAGUAACUAAAGUUUAAGCCCUAGAUGUAUGCUUUGCUUUGAGAGCUUAUUCAAGAGAGAUUAUCACCAAGGUUGUUGUUACUAAGAGUGAUUUCUAAUUUGUUUGUAAAUGGAUCAUAUGGAGGAGGACUACCACUUUUGAAAUGAUGCAGUUUUUUAUUCUACUGUCUGUUGUGCUCCGUUUAAAGCAUGUCAUGUCAGAGUCGACGGUUAAACCUGCAGACUGUACAUCUUUUGAGUUGGAAGCAAGGGAAUCCUGAUUAUGGGUUUAUGUGAAUUUGCACGUCAUGUAAUGAGAGUCCUUUGUUUUCCAGGAUAUGCUGUCAGCUCAGAGGAAUCAUGCAGUGCGCAUCAAGAAGCUGCCAAAGGGCACAGUGUCCUUCCAUACCCAGUCUGAGCAGCGUUUUAUGGGCGUGGUGGAGAAGGAGCUUGCAGCAAGCAACAAAAAUGCCAGUCCCACCAAGGGGAAGGACAAGGUAAAGUUACACAAUUGACGCUCUGUUGUGCAGGAAAAUACUACUGUUACAUAAAAACAGUACCUCAGCCCUCUACUUCUCUUCCCUACUUUUUUUAUUAUAAGUUCUAAUUUUCCUCUUUGCUUUCUCCUCCAAAUGACUUCAUCCUGUUCAUGCUGGUUAGAAAAAAGACAAGGUAGGACGUAGACCUUCUGCAUGGAGCUGCAGUAGUCGAGUCUCUCUCAUUCUUAGUAGAGAUGCUCAUAAGUUAGGAAGAUUGCACAAACAUAUAUCAAUAAGCCAUGAUAAAAACUAACAUUAAUGCUGAGAAAUGAUUCCUAGACCUUCAUGAACAAUCUUUAAAUCAAGACAUUCAGUGUACAGCUGUCUCUUCCAGUGUGAUGGAUUUCUUUCUCUCUAUUCUUAAAGGGUAAAGUUGUAGAAAAGGUCAGUCUUUGCAGACCCACUGAUUGCCUCAUUUAGAUUUUGACUUGGCAGCAUGGUAUUUGAUCUCCUUUGAUAACCCUCACAACACGGACUCGAAGUCUUAUAUCUGAGCUGAGUGUGUUGUAGGGCUGCACAAAUACUGACCAAACAGGAGCCACACUUACUUCAUGCUGUUGAGUGUAUUUUGUCCUAACCAUCAUUUUCUUUUGAUUUGUCCUCCAGACCGUAACAUCAAUGAGUGAUUUAAUCUACUUUUACUCUGUUACUCUUUGGGCUUUGUUCUGCAUUUGGGUUCAACUCCACAGUACAUGUGGUUGAAGCGGCCACAAGAUGCAACAACAAAUCACAAAAGUUGUAGUCAUCAAUUGUCAUGUUUUUGAUUUGGAUGAGUGUCAUACUUAAAUGCACUGAAAUGCCGCACAUAAUUGCUGUUUUGAUCCCUAUAGUGAACAGUAAUUAUGCAGCCCUACAUUGUAGGCAGUAACAGAGCUGUUGCAGUAGACUAAGCCAAUACUAACCAACUAGGUUGUUACAGAGUGAUGCCGGGGCCUCUCUUAAGCUUGUGUAGGCUGUCUGCCCACCAUCUUUUAAUCAAAUUUAUAACCUUAACUCAUCAGAUUUAAUCACAUGAGACAUUUUUAGCUCACGCUAGUUAAGCUGAAAAAAAAAAAAAGUGCAGCACUGUUACGGCGAUCGGCUUGUCCAGGACCAGCAGUAAGCAUAAGAAUAACUUGUGGUUAAAAAGACAAUCAAUCUUUGUUUCAUUGCUGUUGUAGGAAAACGAGGAAGGAAUGAUUGCAUAUGAAGACUGUGGAGUGAAGCUCACUGUGCCAUUUCAUGCCAAGGACCUGGAGGGAGGGGGCCAGCCACAGGUUGGAGAUAAGGUAUCUAUGAAGAUGGUUAUGAUUUCCUUGCAGAUAAUGAUAGGGCUGAGAUGUUUCUUAAACGUCAGUGUUGCUUUUUGCCAUCAUGAGCAGCUGUAUUUACAGUUUCAAUAGAGUUGGUAAUCAAUGUUCUUUUAUCUCAAGGUGGAGUUCUCAAUCAAUGAAGUGAAGCGAACUGGCCAGCAGAGUGCAGUCUCCAUCAGAGUCCUCAAUAGAAACUCCUCCAAUGCAAAGAGACUGCAUGGAUUUGUCGCCACUCUGAAGGACAACUUUGGCUUCAUUGAGACAGCAAAUCAUGACCAGGAGAUUUUCUUUCACUACAGGUACAGAUUCAAAGUGUCUGUCGCUGAUUUUAAUGUAUGUCACUGUUAGAUCAGUGGAUUCAUAGACGGUUUUCUCCUCAGUGAAAUGUGUGGAGACUUGGAGAACUUGGAGCUGGGUGACACGGUGGAGUACACUCUCUCUAAGGGCAAAGGAAACAAAGUCAGUGCUGAAAAGGUUACCAAAGUGGCAGCAGGUAUGAAGGGUUUCUAUCCUUACAGUUAUUUGUAACGAUUGUUGACAAAGCAGGUGGAGGAGACUCAGGUAGAUCAAGUACUUCUGUUUUGUACUUUUAGUGAAUGGCAUUGGUGAUGAUGUUACGACAACAGUGAUGAUGGGGAAAGUAAUCCGUCCCUUGCGCAGUGUGGACCCUUCACAGACUGAAUACCAAGGGCUUAUUGAAGUCACUGAGGAAGGUUGGUGUGGAUUUUUCUCCAAAGUUUCCUAUAAACUUGUUUUGAAAUUGUGAUAUUUUGAGGAAUUAAGUAAGGUGUUGUUUUGUUUCAGGUGGAAAUAAGGGCCAGAAUUAUCCCUUUGGAAUCAUGGGUAUGGCAAACAAAGCAGACUGUCUGCAGAAAGGUGAAAUUGUGAAGUUCCAGGUGUGCACAGUAACCCAAACUGGACAGAAGAUGGCAUGUAUUAUUGUCCCUCAACGUAGAGCCAUGGUGGAGUGUGUGAAAGACCAGGUUAGGAUCAGUUAAACUCAGUCUUAAUGCAUUUCAUUUAUCACAAACCCGACUAUGAUGGAGUCAGAUUUUAAAUACUGAAGAUUUGGUGUUUUUCUCUCUCAGUUUGGUUUCAUCACAUAUGAAGUUGGUGAAAGCAAGAAGCUGUUCUUCCAUGUUAAAGAGGUGCAGGAUGGACUGGAGCUCCAGACCGGGGACGAGGUGGAGUUCUCAGUUGUCCUUAAUCAACGCACAGGAAAAUGUAGUGCCUGCAAUGUGCGCAGAGUCAGGUGAGGACUUGGCAGACUAUGAUAAUACCUCCUUAACACUUAAAUUUACCUCCUCUGAUCUUCCCAACAAGCACAGUAUUUUAGAAGUUCAUGAGUAAUGAAACAAAAAUCAGUGUUUUGCCUGAUGUGGAUCCUGAAUGCUCAUUACUCGUCCUCAUCUACAGCGAGGGGCCUAAACCGGUGGUGACUCCACGUCCUGACCGUCUGGUGAACAGAUUGAAGAGCAUCACUCUUGACGACGCCAGCGCUCCUCGCCUGGUCAUUGUCAGACAGCCCCGAGGUCCCGAUAAUUCAAAGGUACGACUGUGCCUGUCCUGUUGACACAAUUCAAACGAGGAAGACAUAAAAUCUAAGUUUUUCUACUUCAAAAACAAUUAUUUUUUAUUCUUGUCUGUUUUUCUAGCCUGACUCUAAUUUGGUCUUUCCCGUCUUUCUUCAGGGCUUUAAUGUGGAGCGCAAGACCCGCCAGCCUGGUGUCAUCGACUGAGCAAUACAGAGCCCACCCUGUUUGGUGUUGUUGGAUUUUGUCCUUAAGGGCAGCAGCAGGGUAUAAGGGAAUAUGAUUUGACACAUGCUUGUACACAAACUCAUACAGAAAACAUACGCACACAUACAGUAAUCGGCAUGUGUAAUCUUCGUCCCCAUUGAAACCUGCGUGGGAACUUUCUCAUUCCACAGUUCCCAGCCCCCCGUGUACGCUGUACUUGAGUUCCAAACUGCGGUGCACAUGGGGCCUCUGAGUGUGUGCGUGUGUGAUGUAUCCUAGAGUCAUUAUAGUGUGUAACGGAGGUAUUUGUUUCUGAGGGCCGUGUCCCUAUUAAAUCAGAGUGAUGACUGUGUGGCUGUCUACGUCCCAAUCUUUUGAAUCUGCUUGUCUGGAAUUCUGCACCUGUAAUCUGUCCCGUAUGUUGAACGAGUGUGACUGUUGGCAUGUCUUUAAGCGUCUGCUCCAUUUUCUUCUCUCAUAUUUUUGCUUACCCUCGGAAACUUGAAAUGGUUUCACUGUAGAGUUUCCACUACUGUAUGCUUUCCUACAAGACGCAUAAAGCAAAGUUCCCUCCAUAAGGAGGAUCAUAUUUCUCAUACGUGCGAGCUUAAACUGAGGAUUCUUCUCUGCUCGGUUUUUUGAGCAGUUUUUAAAAUGCUUUAUUGAAGAGCUGAAGUGAAAGCAUGGGGUGUGUGUGUGUGCGUGUGAUGUAUGUGAAUGUCAAAGUAGUUAAUCUAAUGGGAUUUACUUCACCAAUCUGGAGCCUUUAGAUACCUUUUUGGUAUUCACAUGCUCCACUUAAGCAAUUUUUCCCAGGUGCAGAAUUCCUUGUGGCAUCUUAUAUCUGCAGUUCUUUUAUACUACGUUUUUUUUUUUUUUUUCUUUCUUGCACAUAUUUUUGCUUUUUCCAUUGAAACUCAAUCUGCUAAUAUUGAAUUAAAUAAGAAUAAUAAGGUGCCUAAAAACUACAAGCAAAAUAAAAUGAAAAAAAAAAAAACAAAGAAAAAAUUAGAUGUAUCCUCUGUUCCCAGCCAACCGCCAAAAUAUUCAGAACAAUCUUAGGGUGGCUUUCUUUUCUAGUAGAAAUAAUACUGAUAUGCAUCCCAAACCUGUGGGUUGAACUAUACUGUAUGUAAUGUGUGCUUUUUUUCUUAGUGAAAGUUCAAACUUGAGAUAUAACGAAACAAAUUUAACUUAAAGGAGAGAGGUAAAGUAUUAGAAAUCCAGUUAAAAAAAAUACAACAAAAAAAAAAAAGCAUAAAGAAUCAGGUAAUCAGUUAUUGUGCUCGCUCGGAGACUUGAUGGGUAUGCUGUUGUGCCUCUGCACAUUAAGUUUCAGUCAAAAUUAAUUUCAACUUUGGAGAUCACUGGGUUUCAGUUGAACCACGUACAGAGGUUCUCAUGUUCUUUUGUUAAUGGUCUUGAAUGAAACGAAUUAAAAGUUUUAUGAAAAUCAAGCGCAAA
Molecule: messenger RNA, 20699 nt
Organism: Xyrichtys novacula (pearly razorfish)
Lineage: Eukaryota; Metazoa; Chordata; Actinopteri; Labriformes; Labridae
Source: the annotation of a GenBank genome assembly